AUGAGGGAAACAUCUCACGAAAAUUUGGUUCGUUUUAACGGCUGCUGUAUUGACGGAACGGUCGCUAUUCUGAGCGAAUUUUGCCCAAAGGGUUCACUGAAGGACCUGUUGGCCAACAGUACUCUGAACCUGGACUGGCUCUUCAGAUAUUCACUAAUUACUGAUAUCAUAUCCGGAAUGUAUUAUUUGCAUAAUUCAGAGCACGUAUAUCACGGAAGACUCAAAUCAAGCAAUUGUUUGGUUGACUCGAGAUUUUGCGUAAAACUCACUGAUUUUGGUCUCAGAAAAUUCAAAGAAGAAGCCGGUUAUCAGACAACCGGCGAAUCGGAAUUAAUAAUACCUGAAAACUCUUCGACCAUUAAUUUGAAUGAUAGAGUGAAAGGCAAAUGUAGAGCCGAUUCGUUGUGCGAAUUUAAUAUCGGUCUCCUAUAUAUGGCUCCCGAACUCCUUUGUAAAAGUCAGUGCACGGAUGCAAAGAAGUGUAAAUUUCAUGAUUAUAUCAGUGGAUAUUAUGGCACUCAAAAGGCUGAUAUUUACAGAGAACAGCCAUUCUUUCCUCAUUACAUGAAUAUGGAGAUCAAAGACAUUGUCAAAGAAGUGAAGUCAUCUAAUCUGAGACCUUGCGUUCCCAUCGAUUCGUGUGACGAGAGAUUGCAUUCACUUAUGAAGAAUUGUUGGUCUUCUGAAUUGGAUAUAAGACCGGAUUUCAAUUCAUUGAAACACGAGAUCAGAGGUAUAAUGAAGUCGAUGGGCGUCGGAGGCAUAUCAGCGGCUCAGUCGACGCUCACUGAGAAUCUAUUGGCUCGUAUGGAACAGUACGCCAACGAAUUGGAGUCUAUAGUCGAGUGCAGAACCCAUGAACUCGCAGAGGAAAAGAAGAGGACUGAAGAACUACUUUACCAGAUAUUACCAAAACCAGUUGCCGACCAACUCAAGAGCGGGCAUAUGUUUGAACCUAAUUUCUAUGAUUCGGUGACAAUAUAUUUUAGUGAUAUCGUCGGCUUCACGUGUAUGUGCUCUCAGAGCACUCCAAUGCAGGGUGAUGCAUAUAUGGUAGUGUCGGGGUUACCGGAGCGGAAUGGUGUAGAGCACGCCCGACAAAUUGCUAAGAUGUCACUUAAAAUUAGAGAUAACGUCCAGAACUUUGUAGUUCGACAUAAGCCUAAUGAGAAAUUGCAGCUUAGAAUCGGAAUUCACACCGGGCCGACCUGUGCCGGAGUUGUCGGUAAUAUAAGACCUCGAUUCUGUCUGUUUGGAGAUGCGGUGAAUACUGCUUCCCGAAUGGAGAGCAAUGGAGAGCCGCUUAAGAUUCAUAUAAGUCCGUCAACGAAGUCUGUGUUAGACUUAUUCGGAACCUUCGUAUUGGAGGCGAGAGGAGACAUACCUAUCAAAGGCAAGGGAACGAUGAAAACCUAUUGGCUUAUCGAAGAAAAGCCUCUCAACUAAAAUCACUUAUAUUCCUGUGAUCUUUAUAUACUCUUCACAUAUCACACAAUUUACCGCUUAUUUAAACUCAAUUACUUCAAUAAACACUCCAUUUCUGUCAUCUAUUCAUAAAUCUGUUUAGUUUUUCAAUCAAUUCAUUUAAGAA
Messenger RNA from Medioppia subpectinata, 1591 nucleotides. NCBI's taxonomy places the organism in Eukaryota, Metazoa, Arthropoda, Arachnida, Sarcoptiformes, Oppiidae. The record is from the annotation of a GenBank genome assembly.